Messenger RNA from Aspergillus campestris IBT 28561, 470 nucleotides. RefSeq lists its product as uncharacterized. The record is from RefSeq and is a predicted model, not a curated record. The coding region runs from base 134 to 424 and encodes 96 amino acids. Lineage: Eukaryota; Fungi; Ascomycota; Eurotiomycetes; Eurotiales; Aspergillaceae. The transcript is spliced from 2 exons.
GUCUGACAGAGUCCAAUCUCAAACAUACAUAAACGGUACACACCCUUCAGCCAUCCUCAUUCCAAACAUAUCCCCUCUCAAGAAACCCAAACCUAUCCACAACUAAAGAACAAUCAGCAAAAAAGAAACCAAAAUGGUUCAAAUCCUCCCCCUCCUCACCCUCCUCGCAGCAGCAACCACCAGCGUGCAAGCCUGCAAACAGACCUGCAAAGUCUCCAGCAAAGGCAUUUCAUCAUGCUCCUACAAGUGCACCAACGCGUGCGAUUCCUACCCGACCAAGGACGCCCGCGAUGACUUCCUCGCGAACCUGCAGUCCGCGGGCCAUUCGUGCAACGCGGUGUCGACUAAUGGGGUGAAGUGUAAGAAGACGAAGGGGUUUGGGGACUGUGGGUCGCACCAUUGGUCUUGUGGGGAGAAUUGUUGAUUUUCUUCCCUUUUUUUUUUAUUCGCCCUAUUGUCUUUUGUUGUUG